Molecule: messenger RNA, 2800 nt
Organism: Struthio camelus australis
Lineage: Eukaryota; Metazoa; Chordata; Aves; Struthioniformes; Struthionidae
Source: RefSeq, a predicted model, not a curated record
AUGACCUUACACUGUUUCUCCAGGCCUGUUUCCACCGGUAGAAUUUCAUCGGAUCUGUUGUCCCGAGCUGGUACUUGCAACCCGUUAAUCGGGUAUUAGCAAAAAUGAAUAAUAAAAUAAGUUAUUUAUUAAAGACAGUGAGAUGCGUGCAUAGGUGCAAUUCUGUGCAGGCACCCAGCUCUUCAGCUACAGUGAGAGCACACGCUUUGGGGAUUGGCAGAUAUAAGGAUCCCAUGGAAAACGCAAACUUCAGAAAAAUCUUUUUAAACAUUUUUCGGUGUCUGCAUCAAUCAUCUCUUCGAUUUCUAUCUCAGAAGACAGAUGUUUUUAGUACAGGUGCUAAAAUACAAGUGGAGAAGAGCACAGAGGCUUUGGUGAGUGAGCAGGCCCCCCCGAGCUCCUUGACACUUCAAAAGUUGGAGGAUGGUUCCGGGAACCUGGAAGCGAAGCAAGGAACGGUUCACACCGAGCAGUUCUUUAACAGCCUCCAGAAAUGCACGUGUCCGUCUGACGUACUGGACUUGGUUUCAGAGUCUGCCGUUUCCACCAAGCAUUUCACAAACUGUUUGACUACGUUGUGGCGACUCUUCAAAAACCUGUCUGAAGACCAGCGGCGUUACGAGAAGCGGCUGAUCUUUGAGCACCCGGCCUUCGUUCCGCUUUGCCAGCAGCUGCUGCGGGACUCCAGACGGAUGACGCGGGGGGACUUGGUGUUCAGCCUGCAUGCUGUGGUGAACCUAGGCGUUCCUCAGAACACUCUCCUGGUCCAGACCUUCUUGAGGGUGUGCCAAGAGAAGCUUAAUCGACUUGAUAACCGAUAUGUCUCCGUUUUGGCGAGCACUUUAGCAGGGCUGGAUAAAGACAAGAACGUGAGCGCUCUUCAAGCUGGAUUACGAUUACUAGUAGAGCAGCGAAUCCCAGAUAUCGGAGACAUCUUUAUACUGCAAAACCUAAUGAGAUGCAUGGGAAAAGAUGCUCCAGUCUUUUUGAAAAAGAAGUUAGAGAUGGCAGUUUUGAAAGAGAUAGACCAUCUGACUUUCCCGAAUGCUCAGCGUGUGUUUUUGGCUCUUGCUGCAAUGAAUUAUUGUUCCAUUCCGAUCCUGAAUGCCUGCAGCGAAAAGAUUCUGGGUUAUUUUAGUAACGUGGAGCCAUAUGACAAGGAGGAACACAGAAAAUUACUAAUGUACAAUCUCCAGUACCGUAAUGUAAAAUUGUUCUCAGCAGUAGCAAACUAUGUGACUUCCACUGUCUACCUUUGGGACAAAAGACAGAUUAUCCUUUUUCUCUCUGCCUUCGAGAUGCUUGGCUUCCAGCCUAGUGAACUGAUGGAUAUUUUUGCUGAGAAGGUGACAGAAGACCCGGAAUUCCUGAACUUGAAAUAUCUUUUGAUAGUUCUCCGAGUUUAUUCACAACUCAACUAUGUUCCCAGAGGCCAAAAGCAUCUGUUUUUUGAGACUCUUCAUAGCUGCUUGAAUAAGUACCUCCCCCAUAUUUCCAACACGGAACUGCUGAAAGCGGUGUAUUCACUUUGCAUUUUAGGAUAUCUACCUCAUCUUGCACUUGAUCAGCUGCUGCAAAAGGACAACCUUGACGAACUUCUACAGUCAGGUGUCCUUUACAAAGAACAAAAGGAAAGGAUGCUUCAUUGUGUGAAAGCAUGUAUGGAACUCGAUAGCCCUUCCUUCACAAAGCCUGCAUUUGUGCUGACUGAGGAGUUCUCCUCAUUAGUACCUUUUAAUCUCAGAAAGGCUCGAGAGGCCCUUCUAGAACUUCUGGGAGAUGAGAACAUGUUUCGGCAAAAUGUUCAGCUGCUGCACAAAUACCAUAUUGAUUUUGAAAUCAGAAUGGAUUCAGAGAGAAAGAAAGUGCUCCCAGUAACUGCAACAGAUGAUCAUGCUGACUCAAGUGUUCAAAGGUUGGCUUUUCUCUUUGUUCCUCUCUCUGCUUUCUGCGUGGGUACAACACACCCCCAAGGGAAGCUGGCAAUGAAGAAGAGGCAUCUAAAUAAACUGGGCUACCGUGUGAUUGUGAUCAUGAACAAGAAGUUUCAGGAAAUGACAAAUGAAGAUGCAGUUGAGUUUUUGAAGGGAAAAAUUUAUUCAAGAAAUGCUUUCCCUUCUUCUGAAGUGAAUAUGCAGGAUAAUAAUUAAAAUAAAGUAACAGGUUUUGAGUCGUCUGAUUUUUUUUCCUGUUCACUUAACAUAAGUUUUUAAUGGCAAAUAUAAGCAGCUUUAUGCACAACUGCACGCCUCGAAGUAUUACAGAUUGAGGAAAGUUUGUAAAGUCAACAGUGUCUGCUGAUAGUGGGGGUUUUCUUUAGCGAUAUAAGUAGUUACUUGAUUAAUGGCCCCGAAAGCAUCCUGUCAUCUAUCACUGUUGAAAUUGCUUGAUUUUAUAUUAUCAUCUCUUCCCUUUUCCCAUGCCCCAGGUGAAACUUCUCUUUUCUUGAGCUGGGUCAGAUUAGGGAGGUGACCAUUUCAAGUGCUGCUGUAACCUGGCCUACAAAUGAACUAGAAGGAUUCCUCACACAUCUUGCCCCUGUCACCCCCUGCAUUAGUCUCCAUGCAGAACUCUAGACAGAAAAGCAGUAAAUAAUUUGCAUGUCAUAACAGAUUUAUUAAAAAUUUCCAAGUUAUGUGGAAAGUUUCUUCAGAAAGUUUCUUACUCAAGUUUUCAGAAAUUUAGGACAAGAAUGGUUCCUUUAGUUGUAAGCGUUUUCUUUUGAAUCUUUUGCUCUAUUCCUACUGUAAUAGAUUUUGAGACUACAAGAAUACAGGCCUGGCAUAUCCUUAUAAACCAA